Messenger RNA from Nanorana parkeri, 2172 nucleotides. RefSeq names its product solute carrier family 7 member 1 (gene SLC7A1). NCBI's taxonomy places the organism in Eukaryota, Metazoa, Chordata, Amphibia, Anura, Dicroglossidae. Gene Ontology annotation, molecular function: amino acid transmembrane transporter activity. The record is from RefSeq and is a predicted model, not a curated record. Gene Ontology annotation, biological process: transmembrane transport; amino acid transport. Gene Ontology annotation, cellular component: plasma membrane. The coding region runs from base 4 to 1938 and encodes 644 amino acids. The transcript is spliced from 12 exons.
AAGAUGAGCUGUAACCUGGUUCUCGAUUUUGGAAAUCAGCUAUUCCGUCGUAAGGUCGUAGGAUCCGAUGACAAGGAGAGCAGGUUUUCACGAUGCCUUAACACCUUUGACUUGAUUGCCUUGGGUGUGGGUAGCACACUUGGCGCAGGGGUGUAUGUGCUGGCCGGAGCCGUGGCGAGGGAUAAUGCCGGACCUGCAAUCGUUCUCUGCUUCCUUAUUGCGGCUCUAGCUUCUGUUCUUGCUGGCUUGUGUUAUGGAGAAUUUGGUGCCAGAGUACCGAAGACCGGUUCUGCCUAUCUAUACAGCUAUGUCACAGUGGGGGAGCUGCUGGCCUUUAUAACCGGCUGGAAUUUAAUCCUCUCUUAUGUUAUUGGUACAUCGAGCGUGGCUCGAGCUUGGAGUGCAACAUUUGAUGAACUUAUUGGAAGAAAAAUUGAAGAUUUCUGUAUGCAGCACUUCACCAUGAAUGUGCCGGGUGUUUUAGCCAAAUACCCCGAUAUCUUCUCAGUGGUCAUUAUUUUGGUGCUGACAGGUCUCUUGUCAUUCGGUGUGAAGGAAUCGGCAUUUGUAAACAAGAUUUUCACAUGCGUCAAUGUAUUAGUCCUGGGCUUCGUCAUCGUUUCCGGCUUUGUGAAAGGAUCCAUUAAGAACUGGCAGUUAUCAGAAGGGGAUAUGAAUAAUUCAGCUGGUGUCAUGUGUCUUAACACGGAGUCGAGUACCUGGGAGUAUGGUAACGGUGGAUUCAUGCCGUAUGGUUUUGCUGGAGUCCUAUCUGGUGCCGCCACUUGCUUCUAUGCAUUUGUUGGCUUUGACUGUAUAGCUACUACAGGUGAGGAAGUAAAGAACCCCCAGAAAGCCAUUCCUAUUGGCAUUGUGGCUUCUCUCCUAAUUUGCUUUGUGGCAUACUUUGGAGUAUCGGCUGCCCUCACUCUCAUGAUGCCGUACUAUUUAUUGGAUAAAAACAGUCCUCUGCCAGUCGCCUUCAAUUAUGUUGGAUGGGGAGGAGCAAAAUAUGCUGUUGCUGUUGGAUCCCUCUGUGCACUUUCUACAAGCCUGCUUGGUUCCAUGUUUCCUAUGCCUCGUGUGAUUUAUGCCAUGGCAGAUGACGGGCUGCUAUUUAAAGUUUUAGCCAGAGUCAGUGAAAAGAGCAAAACGCCCAUUAUAGCCACAGUUUCCUCGGGAGCUGUUGCAGCAUUGAUGGCAUUUCUGUUUGACUUGAAAGAUUUGGUGGAUCUCAUGUCCAUUGGCACACUUCUCGCUUACUCUCUGGUAGCCGCCUGUGUCUUAGUUUUAAGGUAUCAACCGGAGCAGCCAAAUCUGGCUUAUCAAAUGGCCUGCACAAAUGAAGAGCCUGAUAUUAAUGAGUCCGUCAGUACCAGUGAGUCUCAGGCUGGUUUUCUGGGAGAAGAUGAGAAAUUCACUCUCAGAUUGUUGUUCUGCCCAGCAAACACUGAGCCAACCAGGUUAUCAGGAGCCAUAGUAAAUUGUGCCACUGGGAUGAUCGGCCUGCUGAUUAUCAUAUUUUGCUGCCUCUCUGUCAUCGGCCAGGAGUCUCUGGUAAACGGAAGUGCUUCGGUGAUCGUCCCUCUUGCUCUCAGUUUUCUUUUAUGUUGCCUCUUGACCCUAAUCAUUUGGAGGCAGCCUGAAAGCAAAACCAAACUAUCUUUUAAGGUACCAUUUCUACCCGUGUUGCCCAUUUUGAGCAUCUUCGUAAAUGUAUACCUAAUGAUGCAGUUGGACAAAGGCACAUGGAUACGAUUUGCAAUCUGGAUGGUAAUAGGUUUCGUCAUAUAUUUUGGUUAUGGCAUAUGGAAUAGUACAGAAGCUGCGGGCUCCAAACCAGAGAGGAAUGACGCUGAUUAUAAAAGGACCAAUGGAUUAAACAAUGAGAAACAAGCUUUUCUAGACAUAGAUGCUGCUAACACAACGACUGCGUGAUGCCCCCCGGAAGUUAGGUCUUUCAAGGCGAUGUAACUACUACAUUUAGCUGAAACCACAGAGAAUGACUUUACCCAAAGCUUGCAACCCGCACAAAGCAUUCUACGUCAGAUGAGCUGCUCUACUUCCAGCAUGGUAGAGCCAGAGUUACGGUUACCUCUCAGUGCUGCUACUCUGGUCUUGUACCAUUAAUAGAUCUUGCUUUAGGAUGGACCAGAUUGAUUGAAUGUCCUA